This is a messenger RNA of Limulus polyphemus (Atlantic horseshoe crab), 10772 nucleotides long. RefSeq names its product prolow-density lipoprotein receptor-related protein 1-like (gene LRP1). Gene Ontology annotation, molecular function: protein binding; calcium ion binding. The coding region runs from base 130 to 8292 and encodes 2720 amino acids. Lineage: Eukaryota; Metazoa; Arthropoda; Merostomata; Xiphosura; Limulidae. The record is from RefSeq and is a predicted model, not a curated record. The transcript has 53 exons.
ACAGAUAAGUUUUUGUUGUACUCUAUAAACUGGGAGAUCAGAGGUACCGACCUUGAUCCAGACAAUGAAGAAAUAGAAGUUUUGACUCCCAUUCCAAAAGUGUCUGUAGCUGCAGCCAUUGACUUUGAUAUGGAACAUAUCUAUUGGGUUGACAGUGAAGCUGGGAGUAUCAGCCGAAUAAAGCGAGAUUUAACAGGGAGACAAACAGUGGUUCAUGGAAUUGACUCUGUUGCUGGUAUAGCAGCAGGAUUGGCAGUAGAUUGGAUUGCAGGAAAUAUCUAUUGGAUAGAUAUGUCCUAUGAUGUUAUCGAAGUGGCUCGUGUUAAUGGUAGCAAUCGUUAUGUGCUAAUAUAUGAAAACCUUGACAAGCCCAGAGUUAUUGUAGUUAAUCCCUUGAAAGGAUAUUUGUUCUGGAGUGAUUGGGGAUUUCUUCCAAGGAUUGAACGAGCCAACCUGGAUGGUACUGAAAGAACAGUGCUUGUCAAUACCUCUUUACAGAUGGUUGUUGACUUGGCCCUAGACCUUGAGAAAGCCAAACUAUACUGGUGUGACUCCCAUACUGACACCAUUGAACGUAUUAACCUAGAUGGAACUAAAAGAGAAGUUGUUCUCCAUGGUCAGGUGCUGAAAAAUGCUCUGGACAUAACAGUAUAUGGAAGCUACUUGUACUGGACAGACAUAGGAAAGGGUUCCAUAAUGCGAACAAAGAAGGAUUCCAAUGAAUCAAUUAUUUCCAUGAGGAACAAUCUUGGGAAUUCUUUGAAUGGUCUUCAGGUAUUCCACCAGAGAAAGCUAGGAGUGUCAAACAAGUGCCAAGUUAACAAUGGAGGCUGUCAGGAGUUGUGUUUAUAUAAAGGAAAUGGCAAACGUACGUGUGCAUGUGCUCAUGGAAAGAUUGCCAAGGAUGGACAGUCCUGUGAAUCUUAUUCAGCCUUCCUUCUAUUUUCCCAAGUUCUGAAAAUAGAGAGUGUGCAUUUGUUUGAAGAAACUAACCUUAAUGCUCCUUACCCAACCAUCUCAAACAAGAAGUUCAUGAGAAAUGUUAUUGGUUUAUCAUUUGAUUACAAAUUGCAGAAGAUCUUUUAUUCAGAUAUUCAGAAAGGAAGUAUCAACAGUGUUUUCUUCAAUGGAACAAACCAUACUGUACUUCUAGAAAAGCAAGGUUCUGUUGAAGGAUUGGCUUUUGACUCUAUUCAUAAGGAAUUAUAUUGGACCAGUCACCGGGAUGCUUCUGUCAGCCGUUUAAGUUUAAGAUCUCCUCAUGCUCGUCCUGAAGAAAUCAUCAAAUUAAGAUCAGAGGACAAGCCCCGGGGAAUUGACCUAGACAGUUGUGCUUUUCGAGUCUAUUGGACUAACUGGAACACGCAACAUCCUGCCAUCCAGAGAGCCUACCUAAGUGGAUAUGGACUUCAGUCUAUCAUUACCACUGACAUUAAGAUGCCUAAUGGUUUGACCAUUGACCACAAAGCACAAAAACUGUACUGGACAGAUGCCAGGCUGGAUAAGAUUGAACGAUGUAAUUUGGAUGGAAGUAGUCGUUCGGUUUUAAAGCUAGAAGAUCCUAAACAUCCAUUUGACCUAGCUGUGUAUGGAGACUACAUCUUUUGGACAGACUGGGUGGCUCAUGCUGUGCUGAGAGCAAACAAGUAUACUGGCGAAGAGGUCCAUAUAUUGCGGAAGAACAUUGCUCGACCAAUGGGAAUUACUGCUGUUGCCGAGGAUGCAAAUGAUUGCUCUCUGAAUCCAUGUCUUUCCAUGAAUGGAGGAUGUGAAGACAAAUGUAGUGUUGACAUAGACGGUACAGUUAACUGUUCUUGUUCUCCUGGAAAAAUCUUGCUUCCUGGAGGGAAACGCUGUGGUGUUAAACUAGCUAACUGCACAGAUACUGAGUUUGAGUGUGGAACUGGUGUAUGUAUUCCUUUUCAACUCACCUGUGAUGGUGUUGCUGAAUGUCCAGACAAGAGUGAUGAGAACAUAAAUUAUUGUGCUACCAGGACAUGUCAUACAGGGUUCUUUCACUGUUCCAAUAACCGUUGUGUUUCCAACAAGCUAAUCUGUGACAAAGAAGAUAACUGUGGAGAUUACUCUGAUGAAUCUAACUGUACUUGUAAUGAAGAUGAGUUCAAGUGUACACGAGGACCGUGUCUCAACAUUAGUUACCGCUGUGACCAGGAUCCAGACUGUCCAGAUGCUACUGAUGAAAUGAAUUGCACUCAACCAGAUUGCUCUCUUAGGGCUAGCAUGAACAUGGAGCUAGUAAAUUGUAAAUAUACAACAAACUGUAUAAGUCCUUCUUGGAUUUGUGAUGGCCACAAUGACUGUUGGGAUAACUCUGAUGAACAAGACUGCAGCCCAGCAUCAGAAGACUCACCUUGUCCAGGAAAUGCAUUCAAAUGUAACAAUGGUCUGUGCAUACCUCAGCUAUGGAGAUGUGACCGUGAUAAUGAUUGUAAUGAUGGCUAUAAUAGUACACUUAGUUCGGAUGAGGCAGAUUGUGAAUACAGAUGUAAGCCAAAUCAGUUUGCUUGUCUUAAUGGAGACUGCAUACCAUCAAUAUGGAGAUGUGAUGGUCACCUUGACUGUAAUGAUGGUGAUGAUGAGAAAGCAGACUGCAUGACUCGUCAGUGUGAAAAGACAGAAUUCAGGUGUAAUAAUUCUGGACAGUGCAUUCCUCACACCUGGGUAUGUGAUGGUGAGAAUGAUUGUGGGGAUUCAGCUGCAUCCGAUGAACAUCCACAGGAAGGCUGUCCAUCUAACACUUGUAAAUCCCAGGAGUUUCAGUGCAAGAACAUGCGCUGUAUUUUGAAGCAAUUCUAUUGUGAUGGUGAUAAUGAUUGUGGUGAUUUUUCUGAUGAGCCCAUUUCAUGUGUCCACAGACCCUGUAUUGAAGGAGAGUUUCAGUGUGAGAAUAAACGAUGUAUACCUAAGACAUGGAUGUGUAACGGUAUUAGUGACUGUGGUGACGGAUCUGAUGAGGACACCAGUCAUUGUGCAAAAAAUGUGACACAACCAGCAUGUGGUGAUGGGGAGUUUGAAUGUGAGAAUGAAGUGUGUAUUAAUUCUACUCUGUUAUGUGAUGGAGAGAAUAAUUGUGGAGACUUCUCUGAUGAACUCAAAUGUAACAUCAACGAAUGUGAAUCUGGUGAACUGUGUCCCCAUUUGUGUGAAGAUUUGCCUAUUGGUUAUAAGUGCAGUUGUUUUGAAGGCUACAGGCCUGUAGAAGAUGGAAAAAUUUGUGUUGACUUGGAUGAGUGCAAAGAAAAACACCCAUGUAGCCAUUAUUGUAGAAAUAUUGUUGGAUCAUAUGUCUGCUCUUGUGCUGAAGGAUACGUUGCUCGAAAUGAAGGUCAUUCUUGUAAAGCCAACAGCAGUAUGCAUCCCAAGUUAGUUUUCUCAAACUCUUACUACAUUCAUAAGAUAGACUUAGAAAACCACAGCACUGAACUUGUGGCUCAGAACCUGACUAAUGCUGUAGCUCUGGACUUUGAUUGGUCAGAAAAAUGCCUUUAUUGGUCUGAGGUUACCACCACUGGAAGUAGCAUUAACAGAAUGUGUAACAACCAAACUGUACCACAAGUUUUACAUAAGGUGACAGUUCAGAGUCCAGAUGGACUAGCAGUGGACUGGGUUGGAAGAAAUUUAUACUGGUGUGAUAAAGGCAAGGACACCAUUGAAGUAUCAAGACUAGAUGGCAAAUUCCGUAAAAUCUUGAUUCGUAAGCACCUUGAAGAACCUCGUGCCAUAGUUUUGGAUCCUUAUGCAGGAUAUAUGUAUUGGACAGACUGGGGUGAGAAGCCCUAUAUUGGGAAGGCUGGCAUGGAUGGUAGUAACCCUGAAAUCCUGGUGAACGAAUCACUAAAAUGGCCUAAUGGACUGACUAUGGAUUAUGAGACCAAGGAAAUAUUUUGGGCUGAUGCAAGUGAGGACUACAUUGCUGUUGCAGACUCAGAAGGAAAAAAUAAAAGAAUAGUAGCAAAAAGGAGCACCCUAGGUACAGCCCAUCAUAUCUUUGCUCUUUCUGUGUUUGAGGAUUAUCUUUAUUGGACUGACUGGGAAACCAAAAGUGUUGAGAGUUGCCACAAAUACUCGUGUCAGAAAACCAGAACUGUAUCAGUUCUAGCUCAUCGACCAAUGGACAUUCAAGUAUUUCACCCUCUGCGACAGAAACCAAUUAAAGGACUGAAUCCAUGUAAUAAUCAUGGAGGCUGUAGCACACUUUGUCUGUUGAAACCUGGUGGUGGAAGUGUUUGUUCUUGUCCAGAAAACUACAUUCUACAAGCUGAUUCUGUUUCUUGUGAAAGCAAUUGUUCCAGCUCCCAAUUUGUGUGUCCAUAUACAUACAAGUGUAUUCCUUCUUGGUGGCGCUGUGAUGGGCAAGAUGACUGUGGAGACAGGACAGAUGAACCUACAGACUGUCCACCCUUUAAAUGCAUACCUGGACAGUUUCAGUGUAAUAACAGCAAAUGUAUUCAACCUAGGGAACUCUGUGAUGGAAUCUCUCAGUGUGGUGACAAUUCAGAUGAAAAAAACUGUGACAACCACACAUGUCUACCAAGUCAGUUUAAAUGCCCAAGGUAUGGGAACUUUUCUUCACAGUGUAUCAAUCUUUCUCAACGAUGUAAUGGAGAAAAGGAUUGUCAUGGUGGUGAAGAUGAAGAUGAUUGUCCACCAAAAACUUGUUUAGCCAAUCAGUUCCAGUGUAACAAUUCCCGCUGUGUACCACAAGUGUAUGUUUGUGAUGGAGACAAUGACUGUCACGAUAUGUCUGAUGAACCUGCUUCAUGUGAGGUUCGGGUUUGUCCAGAAAAUUACUUUAGAUGUAAUUCUGGCCGCUGUAUUCCUCUCUCCUGGAAAUGUGAUGGUGACAAUGACUGCACUGACCAUGAGGAUGAACCUCCCUCCUGCUCAAAAACAUGUACCUCUCUAAACUAUUUCAAGUGCAAGAACAAUCGUUGUAUUCCCACAAAUUGGCGGUGUGACUUGGAUGAUGACUGUGGUGACUUUUCAGAUGAAGAAAACUGUCCACCAAGAGAAUGCUCUGAAGAGGAAUUUCAAUGUAAUGAUGGUCGCUGUUUCGAUGUAUCAAAGCAGUGUGAUGGAGAAGUAGAUUGUUUGGAUAGCAGUGAUGAGGCCAACUGUAAUAGUACAUGUAGUCCAACAGAGUUUCGUUGCAAUAUAAACAACUUCUGUAUACUGGGUAGCUGGCAGUGUGAUGGGGACAUUGACUGUUUUGAUGGUUCAGAUGAGGAAAACUGUGGUCAUCCUUGCAGACCUGAAGAAUUCACUUGUAAGAAUGGAAAUUGCAUUUUAUCGCUGUGGAAGUGUGAUGGUGAAAGUGAUUGUGUAGAUGGAUCUGAUGAGGAUGAAACACUCUGUGAAAAACAAGCCUGUCCACCUGGUAAAUUCCGUUGUAAGAAUAACAUCUGUAUUCUUGAGAGUCUAGUUUGUAAUGAGGAAGACAACUGUGGAGACAACUCUGAUGAAGAUGAAAAACUCUGUGCUCGCAGGAACCCAUGUGGCUCAAAGAAAUUCACUUGUGAUAAUGGCCAUUGCAUCGGACUGAGCCUAAAAUGUGAUGGUUCUGACAACUGUGGAGAUAACUCAGAUGAAAAAGACUGUGAUCCAUGUAGUUUUGGCACUUGUUCCCAAAUUUGUGCAGUUAAAAAGUCAGGAAAUUCUAGCUGUUCUUGUGCUGAAGGUUUUUAUCGUGUUGAAGGAAAUGAUGAUGGCUGUCGUGCGGAAGGUGAUCCACCUGUGUUACUGAUUGGCACUGAGGGUAUAUUGGGAUCGAUUAAUCCUCAUAAGGUUGACGGUUUCUCUGAACUGCUGGGAGUACCUUCUACUGUUAGCCGUGUGGAAUCCAUUGACCUGCACUUCAAGUCAGACCAAGUGGUCUUCUACUGGACAAAUACCCAUAAAAAAUCAAUUUAUAAAUAUAUCAAUCAUACUACUACUACUAUUAAAAGACUAAAGAGGGAAGACGAGUCUCAACCAAUUACUGUGCUUUCAGAGUUUUCUGAACCUCGUGGCAUUGCUGUGGACUGGGUGGGUGGCUACCUGUACUUCGUUGAUGCUGGCACAGACACUAUAUCAAUGGCAACUCUAGAUGGUUCUCAUCUGAGAACAUUGGUGACAACUGAGCUGGAUCAACCUCAUGACAUUGUGUUGGAUCCUUUACACGGAUAUAUGUAUUGGACAGACUGGGGUCUUGAUGCCAAGAUAGAAAGAGCACAGCUUGAUGGCUCAGAGAGGAUUACUUUUGUGAAGAAAAAUGUCCAGUGGCCUACAGGGUUAGCAAUAGAUUACCCUGCCAGAGUACUUUAUUGGACUGACCCAAAAGCUCGCACCAUUGAAUCUAUUCAUUUAGGAACCAAACAGAGAAACUUAGUGAAAAAAUUCUCAACAGAAAAACCAUUAAAGAUUGAAGUUUUUGAAGACUUCCUGUUUGUGACCACCUUACACCAAAACAGUGUGAUGCGUCUCAACAAAUUUGGUCGUGGAAAUAUCACAUACCUCAAAGCAUUUAGUGGGAAGAUUAAUGACAUACUGAUUUCACAAGAAAAGAAGCAAGACCCAACCUUGACCACUCCAUGUAAGAACAACACUUGUGGACAAGGAGCUCUGUGCAUGGCUAAAUCUUUCAAUCAAACUAUUUGCUUGUGUCCUAAUGGUAUGGUUGAAACACAAACUUCAGAAGGAAAGAUAGCCUGCACUGUUGUUCCCCCUACUCCUCAAUCAGGAAUAAUAAUAUGUAAGUUACGUUGUCUAAAUGGAGGAACAUGUGUACUUGGGACUAAUGACAGACCUUCAUGCAGUUGUCAACCUGAAUAUACUGGGAAACACUGUGAAAUAUUUCGUUGUUCUGGUUAUUGCAAAAAUAAAGGAUUCUGCUAUGCUGAUUUAUUACAUGAUACAUCACCAGGGAAAAAACCACCACUUCGGUGCAAUUGCCCUCCUCAGUGGACUGGAGAACGGUGUCAAGAUCCUUUGCACUCGUGUGAAAAGUAUUGUUUCAAUGGUGGCACCUGUCACUUGAAGUCGGGCAACCCAACAUGCACGUGCCCUCCUGAUUUUACAGGUGCACAGUGUUCCCACUGUAUGUCUUUUAGGUGUGAGAAUGGAGGGUACUGUGUAAAAUCAGGUGAUCAGCCUAGCUGUAAAUGCCUGUCAGGAUACAAGGGUGAUCACUGUGAACAUCAUGUAUGUAACCUGCCAUGUGAGAAUGGAAAGUGCACCGUGGAAAAGGGAGUUUCGCAAUGUGUGUGUAACCCUGGUUUUUCAGGAAAACUAUGUUCCCAGAGUACAUGCCAGAACUAUUGCUUAAAUGGAGGAACCUGCACUUAUAAAAAGAAAAAGCCUCAAUGUAGUUGCCAGAAAGGAUUUUUUGGUACUCGAUGUGAUCAAAACCACUGUGGUUGUCGGAAUGGAGGAAGUUGUGUUCCUAUCAAGACAGAGAACAAUGCAUAUCGGUGUCUUUGCACUUCAGGGUUUACUGGCUCCAAGUGUGAAACUUUUAGUGCUACUGCCUGUACUGAAACUAUAUGCCAGAAUGGUGGAACCUGUGAAAUAAUCAACAGAAAUCCUACGUGCAGAUGUGUAAAAGGAUGGACAGGACAGUUCUGUGAACACAUAACAGAUUCAGACCCAUGUUUGGGAGUCUGUCAACAUGGAGCAACCUGUCACCUUCCACCUCAACCAGAUAGGCCUCCAGUGUGUAGGUGUCUUCGGGGAUGGACUGGGCAGUACUGUGAACUAAGUACCAGUUGUCACAAUUUCUGUUUCAAUGGUGGUACUUGUUUAUCAUCUCUUAACAAUGAUGAGUUACCUAGUUGUCUGUGCCCUGAGAAUUUUGUUGGACUUCGUUGUGAGUCUCUCAAAGCAUUAGUUCCAUCCCAUGUAUCUAGUCAUGGUCAUGAAUCUGUCUUUACCCCAGGAAUCAUAGCAGCUAUAGUUAUUCCCCUGGCAGUCAUCCUUGUUUUGAUAUUCCUGAUACUGGCAGUAUGUGUUGUGUAUCGUCGCAGAAAAAGGCUUCCUUUUUUGCAUCGCAGAAUGCAGGAAAAUGCCAACAUUGAGAUUAACAACCCUGUGUACAUGAGAGGUGGGGUAGAAGAUGAGGCAACAGAAGCUCUAAAUGCUUCUUUCUCCAUAGAUCCAGAUAGUGGGCUGAAUUUCAGUAAUCCAGUUUACGAUUCCCAUUAUCCAGCAGUAGAAGAAAAAAAGAGUCUACUGCAAGGAGAAUAUGACAGGCAACCACUGGAUCAGGCUAAAGACAUAAGUCAUCCACUGGCCUAACUUCAAGCUCUAAUGCUCAGAAUUCUUCCUUAUUUUCAUGAUUGUUACAAGUUAAUAUAGUCACCAUAUCCAAUUCAGUUUUUAACUUUUAAGCCUACAGUUUAUAGCUAGGAUAAUUGCUCAUUGUAUGUGUUGGUCAUGAUGUUAGGAGAAAAAAAUGCAGGCAGCUCUUCCUCUUGAAGCUUUUUUGUAUUAAUACUAUUUUAUCUUUUAGGAACUUGUAUAAUUCAUGAGAUGUUGUUUGUUAUUCUAUAGUUAUGUAUAUAAUGUCUUCCAAAAGUUUCACAGAACCUAGAGUUAAGAAAGAAUUUCCUAAUUUUGUCUGCUUCAGUUCUGCUUCAGUAUUGUUGUUGUUUUUCUUUCAUGUGAGGAGCAGUAUAGCUCUUCUAGAGUCAUUUUAAACAUAUUUUUUAACUGAAUACAAAUUUCUUAAAUUUUUUGCCUUUUAUUUGAUGUUUUUAAGCACCUACCAGUGUGGCUAAUUACCAUGUGACAUUAUUGAGCAUCAACAAAAACAUUGGUGUGUCACACGGUAUUGUAUUUUUACCCAGGGAUGAAACUGUAUGAGAUGAAAGAUCUUCCUAGUAUCUGUCAUUUAAUUUGUUUAUUUGUUUUGUCUUGAAAUGUGACUUCAAAGUGCCAAAUGUAUCUGUGUUGGAACAAAUGACCCAAGUUUGGGUAAUUUCGAUUAUCAAGUGCUGUCUACAGCACUUCACAAAAUCUAUUGUUGUUAAUGUAUCUGUUCCAUGUUUUUGUAAUGUAGUUAGGUGCCACUACCCUGUGAGAUGUAUGGAAAGUUGUAUAAGGUAGUUCUUAUCCUGGCUGGAUAUACUGUCAUAGCGGGUGUGGGUGUGUUAAAAUACAUUUCAAGUGAUUUUUUUCUGAGAAAAUAAUACUGAGACAAAGUUGCGUGGUCUGUAGAGAAGGUUUAGUUUGAUUAUUUAGAAGAAAUUAAAGAGGGCAUUAUUGUUGUUGCUACUAAAAAGGCCACAGUUUGUUUGCUGAUGCCAAAAAAAUAACCAAUUGCUUUAGUCGAUUCAAAAGUCUGUAUCUUAAUCUGAAGUGACUGUAGUUAUUUUUUCUUUGUAUGGAACUUCAACAUGGUACAAUUUGAUCAGUAGUCUCACAGGAAGUAAGCAUUUCUUAUUCACAUCUAAACAUUUAACAGAUUCACUUAUAUACAACUAGUUGAGAACUUCUUAUUUUAGCAUACUGUCUAAAAGCACAAACAUUUUGAGUAUUUUGUUUCAGUCCUCAACCGUAAGUAUUUAUUGUUUCACCUACUAUGUAUGGUGAUUCAAGUGCUUGAAAAGUUUCAUCUACCUCUAAAAGAAUAGUAUUUACAUCAGGGCACAUCUGGAUUUACACAAAAGCCAAAAACAAUUUAAAUAUGUAUUUAGCACACAAUACUUAAUCUAUCACACAAUUGCAAAAAUACAUAGGAGUAUCUAUCUAAUAAAAAACUAAACAUGGUAUUGUACAUAUAAUACAUCAAAUAUACACAGAAUCAUAUACCUAACAUUAGUAUUUAAACACAGUAUUGUACUUACAAGGCAAUUUAGAUCAAGCUGAAGAACGUUUACCUAGCAGUAGUAACUAAACACAGAAAAAUAACUUGAAUUCAGUACAGGAGUAUCUAUAUAACAAUAGUAAUUAACACAAUAUUGUAUCAGUUAAACAACUGGAAUUAUACACAGAAUCAUCCACCUAGUAGUAGCAAUUCAAAUGCAAUAAUGUAUAUUAAAGAAGUGGAAUACAAAUGCCAAACAAAUGAUGUAGAGGAACACCUACAUAAAAGUAACUAACAAUUAUUAUUUCUAUUCAGAAAUGGAAAAUACAUACUUACGAGAACUGUUCUUGGUGGUGUUUUCAGUUAUUAUAAGUGAUCUAAAUGAUGUUAAUUAACACAGUUUUUUAUGUAUGUUACCAACAUAAAAGAGAUUAUAACUAGUAAAUAACUACUUAGUUUGUUAUGUGGUUUAUCUUUAACAAAGCUGUUUACUUAAUUAAUUUGUAGUAGAAUUUGUUUGUAAAUUCCAGUGAUGAAUGAGAGGAAUGUAAUCUUGUCCAAAUGAAAACUGAAAUAUUUCGUAUCUGCUACAUGUGUAUAUAGGGACUUUGGAAUGACUGAAUUUUGUGCAUAUACCGAUUUCUCUUUGAAUACUAUUUGCCAAUUUCAAAUCAAUAAUAUAAUCAGUCCUAUUUUGACAUUUUUAUAUAUAUAUUUUUUUUUAUUUACAUAAAUGUGUAAAAACACUAAUGUGCUGAAAUCUGUUUUUAGUCAGACCUUGGCAUGUACAGUUGUAUUAAGAAUUGAAGAAUUCGAAAGCCCAGGGUAACAGGGUAUCCCAUUGAUCUUGCCACCACAACCUUCAACCACAAGCUUGAAGAGUUCUAUAAAUAGUUAAUCAUCAGUGUUAUUAGUUGGAUCAGAUUGUACAGCAUUGUUUAGGGAUUAAAUGUAUGAUUUUGUGCAAGAA